AUGACUAUGGCCGACUACCGGCACUGUGUACGACUAUGGCCGACUACCGGCACUGUGUACGACUAUGGCCGACUGCCUGCACUGUGUACGACUAUGGCCGACUGCCUGCACUGUGUACGACUAUGGCCGACUACCGGCACUGUGUACGACUAUGGUCGACUGCCUGCACUGUGUACGACUAUGGCCAACUGCCUGUACUGUGUAUGA
Messenger RNA from Pelobates cultripes (western spadefoot toad), 207 nucleotides. NCBI's taxonomy places the organism in Eukaryota, Metazoa, Chordata, Amphibia, Anura, Pelobatidae. The record is from the annotation of a GenBank genome assembly.